UUUCUCUGGCCCAACUCAGUUGAAAGACAUACACAUAGGGAUCAACAACACAAACUCAAAAAACAAGAAUCAAAGUACAACUCUGGUUCCAAAACCCUACGCAGUUAAGUCGCAAAGAUGUUGGUUUAUCAGGAUUUGCUUACCGGCGAUGAGCUUCUUUCUGACUCGUUUCCUUACAAGGAACUUCUAAAUGGGAUUCUUUGGGAAGUUGAGGGAAAGUGGGUUGUGCAAGGAGCUGUUGCCGUUGACAUCGGUGCAAACCCUUCUGCUGAAGGAGCUGAUGAUGAUGAGGGUGUUGACGAUCAAGCUGUGAAAGUUGUUGACAUUGUCGACACCUUUAGACUCCAGGAACAACCGCCUUUUGAUAAGAAGCAGUUUGUCGCGUAUAUCAAAAAGUACAUCAAACUACUGACCCCCAAGCUCGAAGCGGAGCAACAAGAAUUUUUCAAGAAAAACAUUGAGGCUGCAACAAAGUUCCUCCUCUCAAAGCUCAGUGACCUCCAAUUUUUUGUUGGGGAGAGCAUGCAUGAUGACAGUAGCAUUGUGUUUGCUUAUUACAAAGAAGGCGCCGCAGACCCGACGUUCUUGUACUUUGGUCCUGGGCUGAAGGAGGUUAAAUGUUAAGUUUCAAGUUAAUUGUGUACUUCUAAAACAAUUAUUCUAGGUUUUAUUACAAGUUGGGAGAUGGAUUUCUGUUUAAACUUCAAAUUACUUAUGCUAUACUUCUUGAGUUACUUUG
Molecule: messenger RNA, 739 nt
Organism: Helianthus annuus (common sunflower)
Lineage: Eukaryota; Viridiplantae; Streptophyta; Magnoliopsida; Asterales; Asteraceae
Product: translationally-controlled tumor protein homolog
Exons: 5
Coding region: 118-624 (168 amino acids)
Cellular component (GO): cytoplasm
Molecular function (GO): calcium ion binding
Source: RefSeq, a predicted model, not a curated record